GUACGAGGUUAAUUAUAAGUCUGAUCAAUGGGCUCUCCAUGAUUCAAGCUACAGAUGACUAAGCUUAGCCUCGUACCCCGGCCUCAGGCUACCUAGGUCCAAUUCGGCGAACAUCAACCAACACGUUGACCUGGCUCGCGCAUCAUUGUCACCAAGUUGCAAUUGGAUGACCCGUUCGCCUUGACGACUUCUAGCUCCCACAGCUUUUCCGAGGCCCCAAACUGCCCAACAUGUCGAUGUUCUUCUCAACCCCGCUCGAUAUCGAUAUCGUUCUAGAAGAUACCGAUGAGCGAGCUAUGGUCGACGUGAAACUGGAGAAGAACAGGCGAGAGAAAGUACCGCUGUAUAUGGAUGGAGAGUCAGUCAAGGGUGCCGUCACAAUAAGACCAAAAGAUGGCAAAAGGCUGGAGCAUACAGGCAUCAAAGUCCAGUUCAUCGGCACGAUAGAAAUGUUCUUCGACCGAGGCAACCACUACGAAUUCCUUUCGCUUGGGCAAGAGCUUGCUGCGCCGGGCGACCUCCAACAUCCCCAGACGUUCGAGUUCAACUUCAAGAACAUUGAGAAGCAAUACGAAUCAUACAACGGCAUAAAUGUGAAGCUGCGGUACUUUGUGAGGGUCACGGUCUCGCGGCGUAUGGCAGAUAUCGUAAGAGAGAAGGACCUUUGGGUAUACUCGUAUCGGAUACCGCCAGAGACGAACGCGUCAAUCAAGAUGGAUGUUGGAAUUGAGGACUGCCUCCAUAUUGAAUUUGAGUACUCAAAGUCAAAGUACCACUUGAAGGAUGUAAUUGUCGGACGCAUAUACUUCUUACUAGUUCGACUAAAGAUAAAACACAUGGAACUUUCCAUUAUUCGAAGGGAAACGACUGGCGCCGCACCGAACCAGUAUAACGAGAGCGAAACUUUGGUGCGAUUCGAGAUCAUGGAUGGAUCACCAUCGCGAGGAGAGACAAUACCGAUUAGGCUGUUUUUAGGAGGGUUUGAUCUGACACCAACAUUCCGCGAAGUGAACAAGAAGUACUCAACUAGAUACUAUUUAAGUCUCGUGUUGAUCGACGAAGAUGCACGUCGCUACUUUAAGCAAUCAGAGAUUGUCCUUUUCCGGCAAGCGCCAGAAGGGUUGACAUUCAACCACGAGCAAAACAAGCUGGUCCCAGUUACUUGAGGGUUUACAGAUCAGUCUUUGUGCUCGUAGUAUAUAUCAUAGGUGCCAAUUGAGGCGUGAUACGUCAAGAAGGUGCGCAGUAUGCGAGAGGUCUGGCACUACUGAAACCCCAAAUGAACGGGUCAUGCACCGACUUCGGAGUCGUGUUGUUACCAUGACAAUGAGGCUGUAAUAAUCUUUAAAAGGCCCAUAACAUAAUAGAGUAACAUAGAGACGACAGUCACGCCUCAUUGCGUUGUGACAUGUCUCAAUUUUCUGUGUCUUGGUGCACCUGCUAUCUAUAAUAGUCCCCGGCAACGACACUGACACUUCCACUAC
This is a messenger RNA of Pseudovirgaria hyperparasitica, 1484 nucleotides long. Its product is annotated as vacuolar protein sorting-associated protein 26B-A. NCBI's taxonomy places the organism in Eukaryota, Fungi, Ascomycota, Dothideomycetes, Acrospermales, Acrospermaceae. The transcript is spliced from 4 exons. Gene Ontology annotation, biological process: retrograde transport, endosome to Golgi; intracellular protein transport. Gene Ontology annotation, cellular component: endosome; retromer complex. Bases 231 to 1166 code for a protein of 311 amino acids. The record is from RefSeq and is a predicted model, not a curated record.